Trichomycterus rosablanca is the source of this 1060-nucleotide messenger RNA. It is a transcript of the gene arl2, whose product is annotated as ADP-ribosylation factor-like 2. The transcript is spliced from 5 exons. The coding region runs from base 163 to 717 and encodes 184 amino acids. Gene Ontology annotation, molecular function: GTPase activity; GTP binding. The record is from RefSeq and is a predicted model, not a curated record. Gene Ontology annotation, cellular component: cytoplasm; microtubule cytoskeleton. Gene Ontology annotation, biological process: protein folding. NCBI's taxonomy places the organism in Eukaryota, Metazoa, Chordata, Actinopteri, Siluriformes, Trichomycteridae.
CAACACUUCCUAGUUUUAAAGCAGGCUGUAAUAGCGGGAGUGUGAAUGGACUGCUGGCAUCUCUAUAUUGAAUAUGGCAUGUUAAUAGUUAGCUAUGUAUUUAUAGUUACCAGUUGAUUUAUAUUAACAUUGAUAACAUUGAUUGCUGAUAAAGAGUUUACAAUGGGAUUAUUAACCAUAUUAAAGAAGUUGAAGCAUAAAGAGCGAGAGAUGCGCUUACUCAUGCUUGGCCUGGACAAUGCAGGAAAAACAACCAUUUUAAAGAAGUUCAAUGGUGAGGAUGUCAGCACCAUUUCUCCAACACUAGGAUUCAACAUAAAGACACUAGAACAUAGAGGGUUCAAGUUAAACAUCUGGGAUGUAGGGGGUCAAAAGUCUUUGCGGUCGUACUGGAGAAAUUAUUUUGAGAGUACAGAUGGACUUGUGUGGGUGGUGGACAGUGCAGACCGACUGAGACUGGAGGACUGCAAGAAAGAACUCAGUGUACUCUUACUGGAGGAGAGACUAGCAGGAGCCACACUUCUAGUUUUUGCCAACAAACAGGAUCUGCCUGGUGCAUUGUCAAAAGAUGCCAUCAAAGAGGCUCUUGCUCUGGAUGACAUCAAGACACAUCAUUGGUGUAUAAUCGGCUGCAGCGCAGUGACUGGCGAGAACCUCCUGACGGGUGUAGACUGGCUCCUGGAAGACAUUGCUGCACGGAUUUUCACAGCAGACUGAGAGAAUGGCUUUUUACAGUGUUUCGGCUUUGUGUACUUCAGUUACAGUAAAAGUCCAGCUCUUUUGGCACGUUUGAGCAUUACAUUUCAGACUAAAUUUGCUCAGUCAAUUGAGGCCCAUCAUAGUUAUCAUUUUGUACCAGAUAUGAUCAGUUGUGACACAUCUACUCUCAACAGCUGUUCUGUAGUUUCAGUUGAGUGGAUGAGAAUAUUAUUGGUCAAACAAAUUGAAACCUUUGGUUUUAAAUGUUUACAGUAAUACCAUCAAUAUAAAUUGUAGCAGAUCUGCUUGUAAAGGUCAUUAUCAUUUGACGAACUGUAUAAAAAUGGUAAAACACAUUGUA